AUGGGGAAAAUAACGACAAUCAGAGACAUCCUAGGAGUUAUCAAAGACAAGGCAUCCUUAUCCAAAGCAGCCCUACUCUCAAAAUCCAACGUUUCACUUCCUCUCCGCCUAGCCAUCCUCCGUGCUACCUCCCACGUGCCACCAGAGCCUCCCGGUGACCACCACCUCUCCAACAUCCUAUCUCUUGGAAACAGCUCGCGCGCCACAGCCUCAGCUGUCAUCACCGCCCUCAUGGACCGCCUGAACUCCACUAGCAACUGUUAUGUCGCCCUCAAGUCUCUUAUGAUUAUUCACCACAUCAUCAAGCGUGGACCCUUUAUACUUCAAGAUCAGCUUUCAGUUUUUCCGACCACCGGCGGCCACAAUUAUCUAAAACUCUCCGCCUUCCGCGACGGAGCCACCGCCGGAACAUUGGCUCUCUCUGCAUGGGUGAGAUGGUAUGCACGUUACUUGGAAACCAUACUUUUCACUUAUAGGGUUUUGGGUUAUUUCCUCUGUUCAUCAUCAAACGGCAUGAUUAAAGACAAUCAAGAAGAAACAAUCUCAUCUUCGUUGAACGUUGACUUGAUUAAGGAAGUAGAUUCUCUGAUUGUACUGAUUGAAGAAAUGAGCAAAGCACCUGAUCAUACCCCAGUUGAAGGUAACAUUUUGUUGAACGAGGUUAUGGGAUUACUGGCUAAUGAUUAUUUAUCAGCAGUGAAUGAAAUUUUGUUAAGACUCGGCGAGUUCAAGGAGAGACUGAGUUGUCAGACUUUCGGUGACUCGGUCGAGUUAAUAUGUGCAUUGAAGAGGUUAGAAAGUUGUAAAGAUAGAACGUGGGCCCUUUUUGCCAUUAAGAAGCCUUCGAUUGAUAUGUUAUGGGGUUUGUGUGAAGAAUUGAAAGAUGGAAUUGAGGUGUUGAAGGUGUACAAAGAAGGUGGGAAAUUACUGAGUUCGGGGAGGAGAGAGAAGGCAAGCCAGUCAGCUCGGUUAGAACAGGGAGUUUUGAAGCAUGCUGACUCGGUCCAAUUUCAAUCAGGAAGAUUUGACAUGGAUAAGUUCCCUUUCUUUGUUGUACAAUCUGUUGAAUCGAAUUUGUUAUGA
Messenger RNA from Fraxinus pennsylvanica, 1083 nucleotides. NCBI's taxonomy places the organism in Eukaryota, Viridiplantae, Streptophyta, Magnoliopsida, Lamiales, Oleaceae. The record is from the annotation of a GenBank genome assembly.